Messenger RNA from Dentiscutata heterogama, 801 nucleotides. The record is from the annotation of a GenBank genome assembly. Lineage: Eukaryota; Fungi; Glomeromycota; Glomeromycetes; Diversisporales; Gigasporaceae.
AUGAAUACUUCGAUGCGUCAUAAAGAUGUUGCAAAAUUCUAUUAUGUUUGCAGUCAAUCUGUAGUUGCAAUGAAAGAGUAUAAAGAAGGUUCUAAUAGAAAACGAAUGGAACGUUUUCCAUGUCAAGGGAAGAUGCAAAUGAAAAUCGAUAUGCCAGCCGCUGAAGCUAUGCUUGAAAUUCAUCAUGGCAUGCUUCAUAAUAGACCUGUGAUUACUUCAGAAAUUAGUGAAGAAUGUAGAAAAGAGAUUGAAGAAAACGUUCAUUUAAAUCCUAUUCAAUUACGACAAUUGCUUAGAGCAAAAAAUGUUAUGAAAAAUUAUACCCCAAAACAAAUUCAUACUUAUUGGGAGAGAACUGCUAAUAUUAAAUGUCCAGAAUUAGUCCCUCAAUAUUCUGUCACCCCUGUUGUCCCGGUUGUUCCUAUGUUACCAACAGCUGUUGAGGGUACUUAUACAAUGAUACCGACGAUGCCAUAUCCUCCUCCUAUACAACCUCCUCCUCUACCUAUGCCGUUGGUCACAAAUACUCCUCCUCCCACUUCACAAAAAAGUACUACCGAAAAAAUUUCAAAAGUCGGUAAUCAUACUUUUAAUCAUGAUGAAUUUGCUGAAUAUGCUGCAAAGAUGGAACAAUUUGCAAAGAGAAUCAGGAAUCAAUUGGAUCGUCGGAAUUAUCACUGGUUAGAUACCGUGAAAAUCUUGACCGCUGGAGUUAUCGAAAUGGAAAAUGAUAUUGAAGAAUUGGAAAGGCAACGUGCUAGCGAAAGAGCUACGAAACCAUGGACAAUUCAUUAUAAAUAA